AUGAGGAUGAUUUGCGAGAAGAGGAGCCUGAGCUCGAUCGAGCUGAGGAUCGAGCUGAGUCGAGCUGAGGAUCGAGUGACAAGCCAGGAAUGCGGAUUUGGAGGAUUGGACUUCUCCAAAAGUUCAACAAGUGGCAAGGGAAAGCCAUGGAAAGAUGCAAAAGUCCAUGGACAAGAUGGUGAGCAAGAUCAAAAGUUUGGAGAAGAAAGUUUCUGGUUCUUCAAGCAAGAAGAAGAAGUCCAAGGCCCCACAUUCCCUAGGAGUAGAUCACUCCUCACCACUCCAAGGAGGCUCCCUGCCCAAGAGCCUCACAGAGCCUCUUCUUUCGAGCCAAGGGAAGGAGAAGACAACACGCAGAGAAGGAGGAAGAGUUCCAAGGCCAGACGCUCCAACUCGAUCGAGUCCAAACAGAGGAAACUCAACUCGAUCGAGCUGAGGGUCGAGUUGACCUGGAGGAGCCCCUGUUUGAGAACCCUGGAUUCGAGUACGAUCAACGCAGUACCAGGACUUCUCUCAGACCCUGGACCCCUACAACCGCUUCGAGCAAGCCAGCUCCACCAAGGCCAAGGGAGCCACACACUUUGA
Molecule: messenger RNA, 585 nt
Organism: Microthlaspi erraticum
Lineage: Eukaryota; Viridiplantae; Streptophyta; Magnoliopsida; Brassicales; Brassicaceae
Source: the annotation of a GenBank genome assembly